AUCAGAACAGGGCGUUCAACGCACCACCAUUUCCGUUUAAAAAACGUUUUGCAUAGUUUUGUCGGGGCUGAACGCAGCCCUGGAAUAGCUUGAGGUGAGAGGCCAUUGGCCCAGCAUUGCUCGUUGGUAGCCCUGGCACGCACUGGCCCGACAGUGGAAAAGCGGCCAGUGAAGAUCAUAAACUAAUCUCUGAGACAGUUCUUCAGUUCUUGCAUAACACACUAUAUAAGAAUUUAGUUCAAACUUUAACCUGUGGAGGUCAGUAAUACGCCUAGUAGCGUCUACACUGGCGGAAAUCUACAAGAAGGUGAAAAGAAGAGAAGAGGAACAGACUGCAUCAUUGGAGGAAAGCUUUCAUAAAUAAACACGGUGUUCUGGAUGCAGACUGAAGCUACAUAAUGACAAAAUGUUCAUUUUUGGGAGGUGAUCCAUCUGUCUUGACAUGGCUUGGGAUUUCAAACCUGGCGAUCUGAUUUUUGCUAAAAUGAAGGGUUAUCCCCACUGGCCUGCAAGGAUUGAUGAGAUUCCAUAUGGAGCUGUCAAACCAUCAAAUAUAAAGUUUCCUAUCUUCUUUUUUGGCACUCAUGAAACAGCAUUCUUGGGUCCAAAAGACAUCUUUCCCUAUUUGCCUAACAAAGACAAGUAUGGCAAACCUAAUAAAAGGAAGGGUUUUAAUGAAGGCUUGUGGGAGAUUGAAAACAACCCUAAAGUGGAGCUUAACGGACAUAAGAUAAUGAAUGCUGGAGCAAGUUCUGUUAAGAACUUAAGCAGCAGUCAAGAGUGGAAUGAUGAGAAGAGGAGAAAGUCUGCUCAAGUGGCUGACAGUGAGGAGGAGGAGGAGAAGGAGAAGGAUGAUUGUGGUGACAUGGAGGUUUCUGAUCAGGGACAAAUGAAAGAUGAAGACCCAUCACAUAAAGAUACCACAAAUGUCUCUGCCAAAGAUAAAAGAGGAAGGAAGAGAAAGAUUGAAGCUGAACGAGACUCUGAUACAGAAAACUCAAGCCCCACUUCAACUGCUCCUGGGUUAGAUUUAUUAUCAGCAGGUGGAGCAGUUCCAUUACUAAAGCGCAGAGGAAGAAAACCUAAAAUGGAGAAAUCACUACUGCUGCAACAACAGGCUUCAGAGGAGCCAUUGAGGAUAGGAAAAGAUGGAAAGCGAUAUGACCGAAAAGGAGACAAGAGAAAGGAAGUUUCUGCAGAGUCCAGACUGCAGAAGUUGCACGGGGAUAUUAAAACAUCUUUGAAGAUUGAUAACCUUGAUGUGAGGAAAUGUUUAGUUGCAUUGGAUGAGUUGAGUUCAUUGCAUGUUACUACUCAACAUCUUCAGAGACACUGUGAACUCAUAGCUACUCUUAAAAAGAUCCGAAGGUUUAAAGCCAGUCAGGAUGUGAUGGACAAAUCCAUGAUGCUUUAUAAUAAGUUUAAAAGCAUGUUUUUAAUGGGAGAAGGAGAGUCCGUGCUCAGUCAAGUACUCAAUAAAAGUCAGAAACAGUCAGAGAAAAAACACAGAGAGACUGAAGAGGCCAAGAGGGGAGUGCUAAAAAACACAGAACAGACCAAAGAGCAGAAAGAUACCAAGAUUUUGAAUGGAGAAUUCAACCCUGAAGUUGAUGCUGAGACAGCAAAGGACAGAUCAGGAGAGAAUAUCUUAUCUGUGGUGAAAAACAAUGUGACUAAUCCUUCAGAGGAGUCUGUCUGAAGAUGUUUGUUAACCGAAGAACCACCAGUCUCAGCUGCCCAGUGGAAGAUCAUUUCCACAUUGCCAGCAUCCUAAAGAUCAUUAUUUUUUGCCCACUCAUCACAUUAGUGAUGUUACAGUACCUACUUAGAAGCAUAAAUGUGUUCAAUUUAAUUUUUAGCUUUAUUCUGCUGUUGCAUCUUUAAAAUUGUCUCCCAAGUUUAUUUGAAUACAGUCAAGUUUAGUUGAUUCUUGUUUGUUUCAGUAUUCAUGCUCAUAAGACUGCUGUCAUAAAACUUGUUUAGCCUUAAUAAAGUUUACCUUUUUCA
This is a messenger RNA of Cyprinus carpio (common carp), 2007 nucleotides long. RefSeq names its product PC4 and SFRS1 interacting protein 1a (gene psip1a). NCBI's taxonomy places the organism in Eukaryota, Metazoa, Chordata, Actinopteri, Cypriniformes, Cyprinidae. Gene Ontology annotation, molecular function: transcription coregulator activity; double-stranded DNA binding. Gene Ontology annotation, biological process: regulation of transcription by RNA polymerase II. Gene Ontology annotation, cellular component: nucleus. The record is from RefSeq and is a predicted model, not a curated record.